AUGACGAGGUCGGGACCGCGCGACGUUCCUGGGUCCCCGCCCCCAGCCCCAGGGCUCCACCGCCCGCCCACCCGGGGCUUCCAAGGAGGGAGCGGAGACUGCGGCGCGGCGCGACAUGGCCUCGGUGGAGCCGCCUCGUCCCCGCCCCGCCGCGCCCCGACUCACAUCGCCCCGCAGCCCGGGCGGCGCCGGGCCCCGCUCCCGGGUCCCGCUGCAGCAGCCGCCGCCCGCCCGGAGCUAAGGCCUCCCCGCCCCGCCCCGCGGCCGCAGGGUCGGAGGUCACCGACAGCACCAACGAGACGCUGCGGGCGGGCGGACCGAUCUGCAGCUCUAGGUCCCUUCUCGAGCCGUCCCUCACCACCAGCCGGGGAGGGGAGGGCGGGGGCCUCUGGGGGCGUGGAAGAGGAAGAGCCGUGCCAUCAGGGCGGGCAGAGGCGGGCGCUAGGGCCUCAGGGUGGGGACUGGACUUUGCCACCAGUGUCAGUGCUGAACUCUGGCUGGCCCCACCGAGAGGAUAGUCCCACCCUUGUGGAACCAGGUCCACCAGCCAACUCAGACAGUGACUCAGGCCAUCUGUCAGGGGAGGACCCAGAGGAUUCCUCUGCUCAGGGUCCUGCAGUUCUCGGCUUGGGGCCCCCUCACUUGGACACCAAUCAAGCCCCUAACUGGCCUGGGCUUCGAACUCUCCUGCAGCAGCUCCCUCCACAGGACAGUGAUGAGCGCUACUGCCUGGCCCUUGGGAAGGAGGAGCUGGCCGAGCUGCGGCUCUUCUGUACCCAGCGGAAGCAGGAGGCCCUGGGACAGGGGGUGGCCCACUUGGUACCUCCCAAGCUUGAAGGACACACCUGUGAGAAGUGCAGGGAGCAGCUGAAACCAGGGGAGUAUGCAAUGUUUGCAGCCCGGGCCGGGGAGCAGCGCUGCUGGCACUGGCCUUGCUUUGCCUGCCAGGCCUGUGGACAGGCCCUGAUAAACCUCAUCUACUUCUACCACGAUGGGCAUCUCUACUGUGGCCGUCAUCACGCCGGGUUGUUACGGCCACGCUGCCCGGCUUGUGAUCAGCUGAUCUUCUCCCGGCAAUGCACCGAGGCGGAGGGACGGCGCUGGCACGAGAACCACUUCUGCUGCCAGGACUGCGCCGGGCCCCUGGGCGGGGGACGUUAUGCCUUGCCGGGGGGCAGCCCCUGCUGCUCCAGCUACUUCGAGAGCCGCUACUCGUAUACAGUCUCAAGCCCGGCCGGGGCACUGGAAGGGCGGACAUCCCUUGCGGAGGCGGAACCCGACCGAAUCGAAGGAAAAAACUGUGCCUCGCUGAAGACAGUGACAGUCCCCGUAGCAGCCCUUCUCUCUGCCUCUACCGUCGGCUCCAGCUUGAAAACUCAGAGGGGGCUGCUUGGGUCUAGUCCUGAGCAGGAGUGCCGAGCUGAGGACCUGGCGGAGGCACCCAAAGGGCGGGAUCAAGACCGCCUGGAGGCGCCCCAAAGUCCCAAGGAGGACGCCCCCUGCCCGAUCUGCUCCUCUUCCUCUGACUCAGAACCCGAAGGCAUUUUCUUAAGCCAGCGCCUUCCCCGGCCCUGGAAGACCCCCAGAAACCUCCAAGCAGGAGACAGCGACACCUCCAGGAAGCAUUACAGCAUUUGCUAGUGGCGCAGCCUAAAGAUCUGUAAGGCGGAAAAAGGAGGUUCUCCUCCCCUAUAUAAAUCCUAGCCUGAACGCAAUCAGGGAUACGCCUGGAAGAGGCGGCGAGAUGACAAACUUGGAGUGCGCCCCCCUCAGCACCGCGCGUUCUAUGAUUUUUUAAUGGAAACCUUCUUGGGGAACCCCAUUCCCCAAAGCUGCGCUUCCCCUGCUGAGCUAGCUCCUACCCCCUCGCCCACAAACUGGGACAGCCCGGUCCGCAGCAUCCUCCUGCUGAGCCAAUGAAGUGGUCACUCAGCACGUAUGACAGUGACCGUCUGGGGAGCCGGAGGUCUGGAGGGAACCGGGGGUGGAACCUGGAGCAGGGAACGGUAGAGCUGGGCCGCGCUCCGCCCCUUGCAGAGAUCGCG
Messenger RNA from Cynocephalus volans (Philippine flying lemur), 2045 nucleotides. RefSeq names its product prickle planar cell polarity protein 4 (gene PRICKLE4). Bases 1 to 1641 code for a protein of 546 amino acids. Gene Ontology annotation, molecular function: zinc ion binding. The record is from RefSeq and is a predicted model, not a curated record. Lineage: Eukaryota; Metazoa; Chordata; Mammalia; Dermoptera; Cynocephalidae. The transcript is spliced from 8 exons.